Messenger RNA from Talaromyces rugulosus, 2925 nucleotides. RefSeq lists its product as uncharacterized. Gene Ontology annotation, biological process: protein insertion into mitochondrial inner membrane from matrix; mitochondrial respiratory chain complex III assembly. Gene Ontology annotation, molecular function: ATP hydrolysis activity; ATP binding. Lineage: Eukaryota; Fungi; Ascomycota; Eurotiomycetes; Eurotiales; Trichocomaceae. The transcript is spliced from 4 exons. The coding region runs from base 1 to 2925 and encodes 974 amino acids. The record is from RefSeq and is a predicted model, not a curated record. Gene Ontology annotation, cellular component: mitochondrial inner membrane.
AUGGACCCUACCAGUGUUGCUUCCGAUGUUGCUGCCCAUGUUGCUGCCAAUGUUGCUGCCAUGCCAGUCUCUAUCCUCGAUGUCUUCUUCCCUGGCUUCACCAGUAUCCUUUCCAUGGCGCAUGGACUGUCGGCGGGGAAGCUGAACAGCAAUGUCCGCUUGCUUCUCUUCGGUGGCUUUCUCAUCUUUCUAGCGAAAUAUAUCUAUGGAUAUAUCAACGACCUGGUGAACAGCCACUUCACGUCCACAAUCAAUGUUUCGUAUUAUAACGAAGCAUUCGAUAUGCUCAUUAAUUGGAUAUCUGAACAACCAUUCGCUCAGAAUACUCGAACGACUUUGGUCAGUGUUGGUGCGAAGCACCGACGAGGAUUAUUCGAUAAUGCCAACGGAGAUAAGAAGUCCUUAUCGUUCACACCGUGGAAUACGUCGAUUAUCUUCAUGUACAAGGGCCAUCUCAUCCGGUUCCGCCGUGCCCCGAAGGAUGGCCGCUCAGGCGAAGAAGAAAUUGUCGUCUCCUGUUAUGGUCGAUCUCCAAGGAUCGUGAAGGAGCUCUUCGAGGAGUGCCGAACCGAAUAUCUCAAGCAAAUUGAAAAGAAGACCACAGUGUUUGACCAUCAGGGAGGAGAAUGGAGAAAAACCAUGUCGAGAGAAAUCCGCCCUUUAUCAACCAUCCUCAUGGACGAGAAAAAAAAGCAAAAAGUGUUGAACGAUGUGGAGAGCUUUUUGGACCCAGCAGCCCGAGGCUGGUAUGCGCGGCGAGGCAUACCCUACCGCAGAGGGUUUCUCUUGUAUGGACCCCCCGGGACUGGGAAAUCUAGCUUUAGUUUAUCCAUUGCGGGACAGUUUGACUUGGAUAUAUAUAUUCUCAACCUUUCUGCUGUUGAUGAUAGUGGCCUGAGCAGUCUAUUCUCUGAACUCCCGUCCCGUUGUGUUGUGCUGCUAGAGGAUGUUGAUGCUGCUGGCACAACGCGAACCGAACAAACCGCCGAAAAAACCACCGAUCAGGUAGCCGCUACAUCUAAAGGACUGACACUCUCCGGUUUAUUGAAUGCAAUAGACGGCGUCUCUUCGCAAGAAGGCCGGGUGUUGAUAAUGACUACCAAUCACAUUGAACACCUGGAUGCGGCACUGAUCCGACCUGGGCGUGUGGACAGAAAAGUUUUGUUCCAACUUACUGAUAAGGACAUGAACGCUAGGCUCUUCUGCAUCAUAUUCAAACAGUCAGCGGAAGAUCAGCACUCGCCGAAAGGAGAUAUUGAUGAAGAAACUGUUGGACAACUUGCAAUUGAGUUUGCCGGAAAGAUACCGGAACGUGUAUUCAGUCCGGCAGAAGUUCUAUCUUAUCUCCUGGAGAACAAGUUGUCGCCUACCAAGGCUGUCGCCAAUGUGGAGAGAUGGGUGAAAGACAAUGAGAAUGAAGACGGUGAAAGUCUGAGAAGAGAGUUGUCGUGGGCGAGCCGCCCGAUGCAUACCCAACAACCAGUGAAUCCUCGCAAACGACAACAUUCAGAUCAACACUCCCUCGCGGCAUCACCCAAACGGGCUGACAAGAAGCUGAAAGUCGACCAUCCCAGCGGCUCUCAACCCCCGGCAGCGUUUUGGGAUAAUUUAUCGGAAGUCUGGUUGACUCAUAACGCACUGCGGGAGUUCGAUCUGAGGAACAAACAAACCACGACAAACGGUUUCGAACAAUCCCAACCAUUGCGGCCUGUUACCCGCAGCAUCCUGCGAAACAUUCAAGAAGUUGCCAAGGAGGGUGGCCUGGAUUUAUCAGAAUUGAGAGGUUAUCCCGAGCCUGAAAUGAAUUCCCGCCGAUCGAAAUACCGAGUCCAGAAGCAGAGUCUAAGCGCCUCUAGAAGUGCUUCGCGAGGUUCGAGUGCUUCGCGGAGCACCAAACCGUCGACUACCAAAAGCAGUGGACCGUAUGACCGUGACUUCCAGCAACAUCUCAUUGACCACGGUAUCUAUCCUCACGCAUACGAAUAUCCCGAUGGGCGGAUACCACCGAAACCUACGAACUGGAGUGAUAUCAAAGAACGACUAGCGCGUCAACGAUCCUCGCUUUCUCCUUCAAAAUUCACCGACGAAAUGCACGAAAAAUUUGUUCGCGCUGAUGCUCAUGCUUUUAAAGAAAAGCAAAUUACAGAAUCGGUGAUCUCGGUGAUCGAGGGUGACAAUGGAGACGCUCGAUGCGUUGCAGGCGGAAUCCCAUUUCGAAACCUCGACCAUCUCACAGACGGGACAUUAGUUCCAGGAAAUCCUGAUCGUUAUUAUGGGGCACGCCCUGAGCAACUUGACCGCCGAAUACGAAGUGAGCUUGAUGAUCAAAUAGUUCCAUCCACGCAACACGAUCUCCCAGUCGCACCAAAUUUCUUCCUGGCAGCGAAAGGCCCCGAUGGUUCAGCAUCGGUAGCCAGAAGGCAAGCAAGUUAUGACGGUGCGUUAGGAGCAAGGGGAAUGCGUUCGCUUCAGGAGUAUGGCAAGGAUGAACCAGGAUUUGACAAUAAUGCUUAUACCCUUACGUCGAUCUAUCACAAUGGUCAGCUCCAAAUGUUCACCAGUCAUCCUUCGAAAUCGGCUACCUUAGAUCGGCCAGAGUACCUUAUGACUCAGCUCAAUACUUGGGGAAUGACUGGUAAUAUUGAGACUUUCCGAGAAGGUGCAACCUGGUAUCGGAAUGGCAGAGACUGGGCAAAGGAACAACGAGAUGAAGCGAUCAAAAGAGCAAACGAACGAGCUACCAACAGCCCAGGUGUAUCUUCGACUCUUAAUACGAGCUUCGGUACGGUAUGUGAGAUAUCGAGCAAUGAUUCAGCGGCAUCUAUUACUGAGCAAUCAUACUUCUCAUUUAAUGCAACUGACACUCCCGAAGAGUCGUUACGAUCAGACUCUCCCAAACGAUCCCAGAGGAAGCAUAAUGACUGA